AGAGGAGGUGGUGGUGGUGGAUGGAGAGGAGGUGGUGGAGGAUGGAGAGGAGGUUGGAGGAGUAGACCUUGGAGAGGAGGAUCGUCAGGUGGAGGAGGAGGAAGAGGUGGAGGAGGAUCGGGAAUCUAUAGCACUCAGAGAGUCCUUUGUCAGUCCACUCUAGAUGAUUUAUGUCCCUACAAAGGAUGGACGCUUUACUUCACUGACGGCUUCAUAGAGAGCUCACCCAGUGUUAAGAAGAUUAAAGUGUUUGAGAAAUAUUUCACAUCUAAGAUUCACCUUUAUGACAAGGAUGAGAUUGAGCGUCAGGGCAGUGUGCUAGUGGAUUAUGCAGACUUGAUUGGAGACAAGCGGGUGCGUGAAGCUCUUCCUGAACUAACCACAGAUCUGAAAGAACAACCGGAGAUCAUCCUCAGCUGUUUGGGAGUGGCCAUUCACCAGGUGUUGACUGUAGAUUUGGAGAAACAAGCUGCUGAGCUACAAGGGGAAGAGCUUCCUGUAGCUACACCGAUCAUCAACAUCCCUCACAUUAGCGCGAGGCUGUACAACUACGAACCGUUGACUCCAUUGCGGAUGUUGCGUGCCAGUGUGUACGGACUGCUGGUGUGCGUGAGGGGAACGGUGGUCAGAGUGAGCAAUAUCAGACCUCAGUGUACUAGGCUGGCCUUCACGUGCAUGACCUGCUCGAACACACUGUCUCUGGCGUUGCAGCAUGGGAAGUAUGCUGCACCCACCAAGUGUGGCCAGCCGGACUGUCGCGGUCGUUCCUUCACCCCCUGCCGGAGUUCUCCCCUCACACAGACUGUGGACUGGCAGAUCAUCAAGGUGCAGGAGAUGAUGGGCGGAGAGCAGAGGGAGGCUGGACGAAUCCCACGAACCGUGGAAUGUCACCUGACCUCUGACCUCUGCGACAGCUCCGUCCCUGGAGACACGGUUACCGUGACAGGGAUAGUAAGAGUUACCAACGAUUCUAACCAAGGCAGUUACAGGGGGAAUAAGGAUCAGUGUAUGUUCCUCCUCUACAUUGAUGCCACUUCAGUCAGCAACACUAAAGGUCAGCAGUCCAAAUCAGGAGGUCCGGGGUCAAGAGGGUCACUUGAAGAUCGUUCUGGGGGGGAAGAGUUCAGUCUGAAAGAGCUGUAUGCCAUCCAGGAGAUCCAGUCCCAGCCUGACCUGCUGAGACUUAUAGUGCACUCUUUGUGUCCUGUUAUCUACGGCCAUCUGGUGGUGAAAGCUGCUCUGGCCUUGAUAUUGUUUGGAGGCAGACAGAAACACGUAGAUAAGAACAGCGUCCCAGUCAGAGGAGACCCACACAUCCUGAUGGUGGGAGACCCCGGCAUGGGAAAGAGUCAGAUGUUACAGGCAGUGUGCAAUGUGGCUCCUAGAGGAAUCUAUGUAUGUGGCAACAGUACCAGCACCGCAGGAUUAACAGUGAGUUUAUCCCGAGAUUCGGGAACAGGGGAUUAUGCUCUGGAGGCUGGAGCCUUGGUGCUGGCUGACCAAGGUCUGUGCUGCAUUGACGAGUUUGAUAAGUCGGGCAACCAGCAGCAGGCUCUGUUAGAAGCCAUGGAGCAGCAGUCUGUAAGUCUGGCUAAGGCUGGAAUAGUUUCCUCUCUUCCUGCCAGAACCUCAGUCUUAGCUGCUGCAAACCCCGUCGGAGGACAUUACAACAGAGGCAAGACUGUCUCUGAGAAUCUGAAAAUGGGUUCAGCUUUACUCUCUCGCUUCGAUGUCGUCUUCCUCCUCCUGGACAUCCCAGACGAGUCACAUGACCGCCGCCUAUCAGAGCACGUCAUGGCAAACAGGGCAGGAAAAGGUAGAACCAGCAGCGCCACAGUAACCAGAAACAACAGUGAACUGGAGACCUCCAUCCUACUAGAACACUCAGACAUGCCGCUGUCUGAACGUUUGCAGAUCCCUGCAGGUGAAGUUGCCGACCCCAUUCCAGCAUGCUUGUUAAGGAAGUACAUCAGCUACGCUCGUCAGUACGUUCAUCCGUCGCUCUCUCCCGAAGCGGCGCAAAUCCUCCAGGACUUCUACCUGUCGCUGAGAUCUCAGGCGCACUCUGCUGACGCCACGCCCAUCACCACCCGACAACUGGAGUCUUUAAUUAGACUAACUGAGACAAGAGCAAGGCUGGAGCUCAGAGAAACAGCUACUAAGAGUGAUGCUGAGGAUGUGGUAGAGAUCAUGAAACACAGUCUAGCUGAUACAUAUUCAGAUGGUUUGGGCAAUCUGGACUUUGAGCGUUCUCAGCAUGGAUCAGGCAUGAGUCAGCGCGGCGCUGGAAAACGACUGGUCAACGCACUGCACGCACACGCUCAGAAGACCAACGAAACGCAGUUUGACCUGCAGACGCUUCGAGCUGUGGCCGACAAACUGAACAUAAAGGUGAUGGACUUUCAAGGUCUGGUGAGUUCUCUGAAUGAACAGGGUUUCCUGUUGAAGAAAGGACCCAAGCUGUACCAGCUGCAGACCAUCUGACCACUGACGACUACAACAGAGUCAGAAUACACACCUGUCUGCAGACCUCGCAGCAAGGUCAUAGCUGAGGAUCAACACACAGGGUAUCUCUCUAUAGAAAAGAAAUAAAACCUGAUGGGGAGCUCACUGUCCACACCACUGAGUGACGAAACCAGCGACCAGCAGGCUACACUGUGUCUUGCUGGAGAGGUAAUAGACUGUACAACCACAACAACACACAGGCUGCACAGAUUGUGUAACAACUACAGCCAUAAUGUUACAGUACUGUUGAAAUGGAUGUUAUUUAAUUACAUCAGUGAGUAGUUAAGUGAACAGUUGACUGUGAUAUUAGAUGUUUUUGAGUAAGAAAGUAAGAAUUGUUCUAAUAUAUCGACUUAUAUUAGCUUACUCCUGAUAUAUUGUAUCAGUGUCGGCAAAUAAGAAACAAGAAAUUGCAGUACGGAAAUGCCAAAUAUCUUUGUUGUAAGUCUUUGAAGAACAAAUGUAAGGGAUCCUAUCCAAAUAUGUGCAUUUAUGUAAAAAAAAAAAAUUAAAAAUGGGAUAUAUUGGGGGGUUUUUUGUUUGUUUUUCUAACUGAAAUAUUGAGUUAUUAGUAUCUCAAUAAUUCACUGUUGGUCAGGCUACAGUAUGUUCAUCCAAAAAGAUAAAAGUUUACAUUAUUUGUUUCUCAUUUCUGUCUGUGCACUUUCACAAAUGUUCUGUUUCAUCUACUGUUUGUUUACUUUUUGUAUGGAAUGCACUUUAUAAGUUAACACAAAAUUGUGUUAAUUGAGUUAAUAAAUCAUUUUAUUUUCCUGUAAA
Molecule: messenger RNA, 3285 nt
Organism: Thunnus maccoyii (southern bluefin tuna)
Lineage: Eukaryota; Metazoa; Chordata; Actinopteri; Scombriformes; Scombridae
Gene: mcm8
Product: minichromosome maintenance 8 homologous recombination repair factor
Exons: 20
Biological process (GO): double-strand break repair via homologous recombination
Cellular component (GO): MCM complex; nucleus
Molecular function (GO): ATP binding; ATP hydrolysis activity; single-stranded DNA binding
Source: RefSeq, a predicted model, not a curated record